GUCUCAUGUGCUUGCCCCUAAUCUUCACUCUCUCUCUCUCUCUUUCUAUUCUCUCUCUCUCUCUAGAAUUUGCGCAGAGUUUCAGAUCCAAAAUAUCUGUUCUGGUUAUCGAGAUCGGAGGAGGUUCGGGUCGGUCCAAUCCCUAUCCGAUCCGAUUAGGUAAGUGAUAGCUUUGAGGAGUUGCGGCAAGAGAAGCGAAGAAGGGAACCCAUGAAGCAGGCCAUGUGAUUUCUGGUUGAUCAUUUUUAACCUUGUGGUUUCGCUGAUACGAGUAUGGGAGCGGGCUAUGAAAAGUCUGGAAGAAGAGCCAUAAGAGAUGCACCAACCAAGGCUUUUAAUUUCUCUCUCAUGCUUUCUCCUGUUGUUUCUUUUUGGGAAUGUAUUGUUCGUAAAAUGAGAUACUCCUUCAGACCUGAAUGGGUGUAGUUCUUCAGGAAUAGUUAUUUGAAGUCUUUCUUUCUGCUUUAGAAGAGAUCACAAAGCUUUCAAGGAUUUAAUUUGAAAUCAGAGAUGGCUUAAGAAGUCGGUUUCUUUCCAUAGAUAGACAGGUUGAAUAGGUUAACUUUAGGUCAGCAAUCUGAAAGUAAAGGGAAAAAGGAUCUUUCAUGGACAAAGUGAGGUGCGGUCAAGCAACCCCAAUACUAAAGAAGGGAAAGAAGAAGCAGGCAAAAGAUGAAGUUGAUCGCCAGAAGCAGGCUGAGAAAAAGAGGAGACGCUUAGAGAAAGCACUAGCGACCUCUGCAGCUAUAAGGUCUGAACUGGAGAAGAAAAAACAGAAGAAAUUAGAAGAACAGCAAAGGCUGGACAAAGAAGGAGCUGCUAUAGCUGAGGCUGUAGCUUUACAUGUCCUCAUUGGAGAAGAUACAGAAGAAUCUCAUCAUUUCAUGCUAAAUACAAAUAGCAGAUAUAACUCUUGUGGAAAUUAUAGUAACACUGGGCUUUUCAUGGGUUAUCAAAGCUUUGCAGAGUAUCCUAGUUGCAAGUGGAAUGAGUGGGAGAUCAAACAAGCAUUGCCACAAGGAGUACGUGUAACAGAUCUUCAGUCGCCUUUUUAUGCAGAGAAUUGUCAAGGAACAGAUAUUUCUCCGGGAAUUAUGGCAGCCCGAGCUGUUGAAUCUCUGAAAAUUGCUGAAUGUUCACAGGACGAUCCCUUCUCUGGCCGGGGAGCUGCAAUUGUUGUUGUCAACAGGAUGCUGUGACAAAGUAAUUGGGGUGAUCUUAGACACACAUCAUAUACACUUGUAUAUAACCACUCAGGUUUGUGCUCGUUUGUUUUGGUUAUUUACAUGUAGUCAUCUUAUUACAGAAUGACAUAAAAUGUUUGUAUUAGUGUGUCUGAGCAUCUGUUUGGUUUGGUGAGAAUACGAUGAGAUCUGUUUUAUUUACAUUUGAAGAAAGACCUAUAGAGAACAAUAAAUUGGCAUAUGUAAUUUGUUGAUUUUGUCUA
Asparagus officinalis (garden asparagus) is the source of this 1447-nucleotide messenger RNA. RefSeq lists its product as uncharacterized. The record is from RefSeq and is a predicted model, not a curated record. The transcript is spliced from 3 exons. The coding region runs from base 606 to 1199 and encodes 197 amino acids. NCBI's taxonomy places the organism in Eukaryota, Viridiplantae, Streptophyta, Magnoliopsida, Asparagales, Asparagaceae.